AUCGCAACUCGACUAAAACCAGAAAGCCAAUCCAGCCCAACAACCACCACACAAAAACGUAACCGAAAUGGGCGACAAACACAAGAGACAAGCGCAGGACGCACCUUCCGGUGCACCUGCAGCUAAGAAACAGGCCAAGGAGACAAAGAAGGACCCGAAUAAGAAGGAGACGAGAAAAUCCGCUGCCGCUGCGAAGAGAGCCGCAAUCGAGGCCGAGCCGUUGCCCAUACUGCCCUUUGUGGAUAAUGCGAAGGGACCGGAGCUUAAGCGCGAGGUUCAGCUGUAUGAUCAGCUCUCCAGUGAGGAUGCAGCUGAGCGACUUGCUGCUGCGGAUGCGGUUGUUUCGGGGCUGUUGAUGGGGGAGGGGGCGUCGGAGACGACGAUGCAGAGGCAUUUGGAGCGGAGACUGUUUCGGGGGUUGGCGAGCGGGAGGAAGGGCGCGAGAUUGGGGUUUAGCAUUGUAUUGACGGAGGUUUUGGGACAGAUAUUUGGGGAGAAGGAGAAAUAUCCUGGAUUGGGAUUCGAUAAGGUGCUUGAGAUUCUCAAGCUUAAGACGAAGCCGGAGGGCGAUCUGAGUGGGCAGGAAGAGAAGGAUCAUGCGCUCGGUCUGCUGUUUGGAUUACAGUCCUUUGUGAGGGCUAAGAUCCUCUUCUCGGGCGAGGAGAAGAGAUGGGAGGUCGUGUUUGAUUCACUCAUAUACCUGUGCGGCAAGAAGCCAUGGCUGAGAGAGGAAGUCGGAUGGGUGGUCGUCGAAGCUCUGGCGCAAAUGUCUCAGAGCCAAGCCGAGACGACACUCCAGAGACUGUUUGAGGCUGGCCUGGCUGUGUCGCCAGAGGGAGUCGGUAUCUGGAUCGCAGCACGCCGUCAGUUUCCGGACAUGAAGUUCCCGCCGAAGCCGUGGGGGAGCAGCGGGAACCCGCUGGAGCACCUGAAGUCGCUGGGGAAGGCGCUGAAGGAGAGCUCGUCGCCUGAGGGAGAGGGCCAGGCAAAGCAGACGGGGAACUGGAACCCGCAGUUGCAUUUUGUGUGGGGGAUGAUCGUGGAUCAGUAUGUGGCUGGUGCGAGAUCUGGUGAUGAGGAAGUCGCGAACGAGUUUGAGAAGUUCUGGAAGGUUGCUGUUGAUGAGAAUCUAUUUUCGGCAUCUGCAUCCCGAGAGCGCAAAUUCUGGGGCUUCCUUCUUUUCCAGAAGAUGCUCACUGAUGCGUCGGAUUAUAAGGAGCUACUUGUUAGCGUUUUCAGCCCAAACCUGGUCCGCUGCCUCAUCAACCACAUGUCGCAAGAAGAUCGCUUCCUGCACCGCGCAGCUGAGAAGAGUCUGAGAGCUGUCCAGCAGAUGGCGGAAGCCCACCCUCACACUAUCCCUACGGUUCUGCCAAAGCUGAUUGGCGGCAAUGGAUUCUACAACUUUGACCAAGUUACAAAGACGAAGACCAUCGAUAAGAUGCUCGGCUGGGCUUCUGGCAAGGAUGCAGAGGCCGUCGUCGACAUUCUUCUCAAGCCGGCGCUGAAAAUCGACGGAUGCGAGAGCGACAAAGAUGCCGAGACUCGCCGCCAGUGCUUCGGAGACUACUUACUCUCUAUGAUCCGCCGCGUUAAUGUCACCGACGAGUCCGUCGAUGCCACAUGGGUCAAGACCACUGGUCUGCCCACUCUUGGCAAACUCUCAUACUCCAAGAAGCACCUCAAGUGCAAGCCCGAGUUGUCCGAGGCAUCAAGGACCAUGUUCCGCGGCCGCUUGACAUCCGCAUUCGCCCAUCUCAUCUCCGAUCCAAAGGGCUUCUCUUACCCAAUUGAACUGCUCCAGUCCGUGAAGACCGAUGCCGUCGAGAUGGAGGACGAGGUCGAGGCAGCUAAAGACAAGGGCCUUGCCACCAUGGAGAAGUUGCUCAAGAAGACAAAGAAGGCUUCCGAGAAGGAGAAGGUCUCCCUUGAGGCCCUGGCGCUUCUAUACGCCUUGGUAGUCUUCCAGCUCCUCAACGGUGAAUCCGACGCGGCAUCCGUUCUGGACGAGCUCAAGCUCUGCUACGAUAAGCUGAUUCGCGGUAAGGACGAUGAGGAGGGCCAAGAUGUGUCUCAAGUUCUUGUCGAGAUUCUGCUGUCCCUGAUGUCAAGAUCAUCCCUGCUCCUCCGCAAAGUCGCACAGCACGUCUUCACAGCCUUCGCUACCGAAAUCACCGCCGAAGGACUGGCCCUGAUGACCGACGUCCUCGGCGCCGCCGAGAGCGCAAAGGGCCAACAGGCACUAUUCGACCAGAACGACGACGAGGAACACGACCACGAGGAACACGACCACGACCACGAGGAUGGCUCUGACUCCGACGAGCUAGACUCGGACGUGGAAAUGAUCUCCGCGAACGGCGACGACGCUGACGACGCCGCCGAAGACGGAGAGGACGCCGACAUGGCAGCCCUCGACAAAGCCCUCGCCGCCGCGCUGGACACGCACCGCCUCGACGAAGACGCGGCCGCUGAAUCGGAAUCCGACUCCGACAUGUCCGACUCCGAGAUGCUGCAGCUGGACGAGAAGCUCGUCGAGAUCUUCGCCGCGCGCAAGAAGACGCCUAACAAGAAGCAAGAAGCCAAAGACGCGCGCGCUACCGUCGUCAACCUCAAGAACCGCAUCCUGGACCUCCUAGAGAUCUACGUGCGUCGCGUACCCGAGAAGGCGGAGGCGUACGGACUUAUCCUCCCGCUGCUGAGGUGCAUGCGCGAGACCGGUACGAAGCAGGUUGGAGAGCGAGCGCACUCUGUGCUCGCGGCUUUUAAGAAGGCGACGAAGGGGGGGAAGGCGGAUGGGGAUGAGGAGGCGGGGGCGGAGGAGAAGGCGGAUUUUGACAUCCUGGAGCGGAUUGGGCUGUUGAAGGAGAUUCAUGAGGAGGCGGCGAGGGAUGCCAGUCAUGCGUUUGCGAAGGCGGCGAGCACGGCGAGCUUGUUGGUCGCGAGUAGUCUUUAUAGGGUUGAUAAGAGGCUUGUGAAGAAGGUCGCGGGGGUGUAUAGGGAUACGCAGGUACAGUGGGUGAUGGGGGAGAAGAAGGUGGCGGCGGGUUUGUUUGUUGAUUGGGUGAACUGGUGCCAGAGUCAUGCUGGGGCGGCGAAGUAA
Pseudogymnoascus destructans is the source of this 3100-nucleotide messenger RNA. It is a transcript of the gene POL5, whose product is annotated as DNA-directed DNA polymerase. The record is from RefSeq and is a predicted model, not a curated record. Gene Ontology annotation, cellular component: nucleolus. Bases 68 to 3100 code for a protein of 1010 amino acids. Gene Ontology annotation, biological process: regulation of DNA-templated transcription. Lineage: Eukaryota; Fungi; Ascomycota; Leotiomycetes; Thelebolales; Thelebolaceae. Gene Ontology annotation, molecular function: rDNA binding; transcription factor binding. The transcript has 2 exons.